UUAGAGAAAGAGAAAAGAAAAUGGCAAGAGUAACAUUAGGAUCCUCAAUGGUUCCGGUCACUGCACUUUUGGUAGUGUUGAUUUCUCUAAGUUUCCCGUUCUUUAGUGCAGCUGAUGGUUACUAUAGUUACAAGUCACCACCGUCUCCAACCCCGGUCUACAAAUCACCACCACCACCCACUCAGGUUUACAAGUACAAAUCCCCACCACCGACAACCCCGGUCUACAAAUCACCACCACCACCCACCCCAGUCUACAAGUACAAAUCCCCACCGCCCCCAACCCCGGUCUACAAAUCACCACCACCACCCACCCGAGUCUACAAGUACAAAUCCCCACCGCCGCCAACCCCGGUCUACAAAUCACCUCCACCACCCACCCCAGUCUACAAGUACAAAUCCCCACCGCCGCCAACCCCAGUCUACAAAUCACCACCACCACCCACCCCUGUCUACAAGUACAAAUCCCCACCACCACCGACCCCGGUCUACAAAUCACCACCACCACCACCCACCCCAAUCUACAAGUACAAAUCCCCACCACCACCAGCCCCUGUCUACAAAUCACCACCACCACCCACCCCGGUAUACAAGUCUCCACCUCCUCCCACCCCAGUCUAAAAGUACAAAUCUCCACCACCACCACCCACUCCAGUCUGCAAAUACACAUCCCCUCCUCCUUUUUUUUUUUUGAUUAGAAGAGAAAAUUUAUUCAAGAAAAAAAAUGUACAAGGUUCUACAAGAAGUAGAUAACGGAAAAGGAAAUAGUAAGCAACAAGAUUACACAAACAAGGUUUCCCAAUUAGCCAUUGAUGAGUGCCUAAUAUUGUAAUAAAUAAAGUCUGGAUGACUUGCGGAGCGGAAAAGAGCUGAAGAGUGGUGAAAAGCCGG
Molecule: messenger RNA, 890 nt
Organism: Papaver somniferum (opium poppy)
Lineage: Eukaryota; Viridiplantae; Streptophyta; Magnoliopsida; Ranunculales; Papaveraceae
Product: extensin-like
Exons: 2
Coding region: 21-620 (199 amino acids)
Biological process (GO): plant-type cell wall organization
Molecular function (GO): structural constituent of cell wall
Source: RefSeq, a predicted model, not a curated record